CGGGCAGGGCAGCCCGGGCGCCGCUCCGGUGCCGGUGCCGGUGCCGGUGCCGCACCAUGCGCGGGGCCGGGGCUCGGCCGGAGCUCGCCCGUCCCGCCCGCGGCCCCGGCGGAGGCGCAGCGCGGUAGCGCCCGGUCCGAGCCAGCCGCGGGGCUCCGCGCUCGCCGCCGCCGCGGGCAACUCGCGGGCGAGUUCGGGCGACUCGCCCGGCUCCGGGGGAGCCGCGGGGGCAGCGCCCGGCCGGGGGUGGCCGGAGCCGCCGAGCCCCCGGAGCGGGCGGGGCCCCCUCGGCCGCGGCAACAGGUUCCGUCCCUCGGCAGGGAUGGCAGAGCGGGAGCGGCCGGCAUUCCCCGCCGGAGCCGGGCCGGCCGCGCCGCCAGCAGCGGGAGGGGCUCGCCUGCUCCCCGGCACCGCUCGGCUCGUUCGUGCCCUGGCCCGGCCCCGCCGCGGAGGAGGCUGACGGCGCUCCGGGCGCAUCCCGCCGCUCGCUGCUGCUGCUCCGGCUUCCCCCGGCCGGCUCUGCCGCUCCGCGCUCCGGGGGCUCUCAGCGCACCAUGGAGGCUCGCCUCGCCACUUUCUGCCGCCUUGCCUGAUCUGAAGGUAUGUGCCACUCCUGGUGUGGUUUAUAAACCCAGCUUCUGAAAAGGAGGGUUCUGUGGCUCAGCAAGUGGCCCUAGCAGGGGUUGUGUCCCUGGGUGCACAUCCAAGGGGAGUUCCAGAAGACACUUGCAGAAGCAGCGGAGGGAUGCAAAGUUGUCUUCCAAGAUGACUCUUAUGCCUGGAGAAAAUUCCGACUAUGACUAUAGUGCCCUGAGCUGUACUUCAGAUCCUUCCUUCAACCACACGUUCUUUCCAGAAUCUGAAACCCUCAAGGGAGUGUUUUACCAAAGAGCCAGGCUAAUCCACCCUCAGGAGGAUCUCCUCAAAGGCUUCCACCCCGACGACCGCAAGCGUCACAUCAUUAUCAACGUGGGGGGCAUCAAGUACCUGCUCCCCUGGACCACGCUCGAUGAGUUCCCCCUGACACGUUUGGGACAGCUCAAGUUCUGUACUAAUUUCGACGACAUUCUGAACAUCUGUGACGAUUAUGAUGUGACGUGCAAUGAAUUCUUCUUCGACCGCAACCCGGGGGCGUUCAGGACGAUCCUGACCUUCCUGCGGGUUGGCAAACUCCGGCUCCUGCGGGAGAUGUGCGCGCUGUCCUUCCAGGAGGAGCUGCUCUACUGGGGCAUUGAGGAAGACAACUUGGACUGGUGUUGUAAAAGGAGAUACCUGCAAAAAAUGGAGGAGCUCACAGAGAUUAAUGAACGGGAGGAUGACCUCCUAGAAAAUGAAACAACAGGUGAAACAGUAGAGGAGACAAAAAUUGGUUUGUGCAUGAAAAAGUUGCAAGACAUGGUGGAAAGGCCCCAGUCUGGCCUUCCUGGAAAGGUGUUUGCGUGUUUGUCUGUUUUGUUUGUAACUAUUACAGCAGUGAACUUAUCCAUCAGCACCAUGCCUGACCUGAGGGAGGAGGAGGAAAAGGGUGAGUGUUCCCAGAUGUGCUACAACAUUUUCAUUGUGGAGUCCGUGUGCGUGGCAUGGUUCUCCCUGGAGUUCCUGCUCAGAUUCAUCCAGGCCAGGAGCAAGUUCGCGUUCCUGCGGAGGCCGCUGACGCUGAUAGACAUAAUCGCCAUCCUGCCCUACUACAUCACCCUGCUGGUGGACACGGGCUCCGAGGGCUCCAAGAAGCCCAGCUCGGGCAACAUCUACCUGGACAAGGUGGGGCUGGUGCUGCGGAUCCUGCGGGCGCUGCGCAUCCUGUACGUGAUGCGGCUGGCGCGGCACUCGCUGGGGCUGCAGACGCUGGGGCUGACGGCGCGCCGCUGCACGCGCGAGUUCGGGCUGCUGCUGCUCUUCCUGUGCGUGGCCAUCGCGCUCUUCGCGCCCCUGCUCUACGUCAUCGAGAACGAGAUGGCCGACUCGCAGGAGUUCACCAGCAUCCCCGCCUGCUACUGGUGGGCAGUCAUCACCAUGACCACCGUGGGCUACGGGGACAUGGUGCCCAGGAGCAUCCCCGGGCAGGUGGUGGCCCUGAGCAGCAUCCUGAGCGGCAUCCUCCUCAUGGCCUUCCCGGUCACCUCCAUCUUCCACACCUUCUCACGCUCCUACCUGGAGCUGAAGCAGGAGCAGGAGAGGAUCAUGUACAGGAGAGCGCAGUUCUUACUGAAAGCCAAGUCUCAGAUGAGCAACGAGUCGCAAGGCAGCGAGGUUUUGUUCACCACUCUCUCUUCCGAGACUAGGGACAACGAAUGAAAUUUACGUUCCCGUUUCUCUUGCUGUCAUUGUAUCAGAUUCCAGCUUUUAAUUCGCUCUGGAAGCACCUUACAAAGGUAAUCCCCAUAUUAAAACGAAGAGAAGGGGCUCUAACCAGGACCUGAUGUGGUUUAAGAAGUCUGUUAUUAUGCUGUUCCUUCCCCCCCCAUAUAAUGUAUAGGGCAGAAUUUUCACUGAGAUCAUGCAGUGGGAUUUAAGGAAUUAAAACUUCUCUGGCAACAAAACAAAAAAAAAAGAGCAACAUAUAAUUAUGCACUUGACAGGCUGUUUUGCCAUUUGUAAUACACAUUUUUCCAACCGAAUCACAAUGUACAUAAUCAUUAAACAGGCUACCAUUUUUCUCAUUCCUCUUGUACAUAAAUAAUGUAAAUACAUCAGAAUUAAUGGCUAAAUUGUCUCCCAGUAACACGCCUUAGAGCGUAAUGGAAAUAACCACAGAUGUUUGUCCCAUUGUGCUUUUAAAAAACGUCAAGUGAGAUUCAUCACUCAGCACAGAACCGGCUCUUUCUGUGCAAGUCAGCCCUAGCCACGGCAGAACAGAAGAAUCGAGCUGUUUAUAGCCUAACCUUGCUAAAGAUGUAAAUACUCAGAGCUCACCAGCCUCAAAAUUUAAUUGAUGUUACAGCAUUGAUCCGAUGCCAUCGAAUGCAACAUUCCAAGGAACAAAGCCUUGGAGUUUUGUAGCACUUAAUGUCGUUAUAAGAGGUGACUAGCUGCAAACCCAGUGAAAUAUGCAUGAGGAGAUGCCAGCCUUCCCCACCAUCUGUUCCCAGCUUCACUCUCCCUCAGCUCUGAGAGGGAACUGGAGAGGGCAGUCUCCAGGGACCCCAGCACUGCUGGGCAAACUGGGGCCACCCCUUCCCUCGAGCUGUCGCUUCUGUGGCAGGAGCAGGAGCUCUGUGCCCGUGGGAAGCUGCCAGUGAGGGAAGAAGAAAAUCAGAUUUGAGUGAUGGAGGGGCACACAGAGAGCUCUGUCCUUCACUGUCCUCCAUCAGGAGGGAUGGCACGGGAUUCACUUCAGCUCUGCCACCACUACACACCUGGUGGCAAUGGGGAAGGUGUUAAAUAGGACAGGAAGAAGCAAUGAACACCCUAAAGCACAGCAGGGAUUGUUCAUCUUGGUCCAGGCUCUGUGCUGAGUCAGGGGAGCACAGGGACACUCGGGUUUGGUGUCUGUGCACGUUCAUGAUACCCCCCUUAUUUUAGAGGGAGUGACCCUGACUUGCAGAACAGCUCAGGAGAAAAAACUCCAGAACUUCAAAAAUAAUAAAAUCCACUUGUUUGAUUCCAUGUGUGCUUACAGGUAAAGAAAAGUUGAUUUAAAGAGUUUCACCUAUUUCCACUCUUUUUCAGUAAAAUGACUUCCUAGCAGUUAAGAGCCUGGGGAAUUUCGAAGUCCCCAUCACACUGACCAAUGCUUCUUUGUCUUAAUUUUCAGAAAUACUAUUUCUUAUUGGCAUUUCUGGAGCAGGCUGCAAGAAAUGUCAGAAUGCAUAAUGGUUUAUGGUUUAAAUGAAGGCCAAGGACGCAACACUGUCCUUCCAAAAAAAAGUAAAUUCGGUUUCUCAGGCUGUGCUGUUUGGCCAAACCUACAGCACGCUGAUUUUCUGUUCAAAUGUCUUUAAAAUACAAUUUGAAGCAGUUCUGAUGUGCUUGUUCCUGAAGGAGAACUCCAAAACUUUUUAAAAUGCACUUUACAAAAAAUUAGGGCUCUAGCAUUCUCCAGCCUGUGGUAGGGAAAUGUGCCUAUGGAACAUUACUGCAGAGUGCUAAAAUAUCCAGUCUAAACUCUUGGCAAUUAACUCUGUGCCAAAGCUGCAAAUGAACCAGCUUCUCACUCUUGUUCUUCAUCUUUAAUUAGAGUUGGACAAAAAACAGGAACAUCGUGACAAAAAAUUCUUCUCCCCAUUUUUUUUCAAAUUUCAGAGCUGUUUGAUCAUCUGGAGCAUUGGCUCCAGCACAAGUGCUGUGCAUCCUCUACCUUUGUGUCAGCAUUCGUUAUAAAAAGAACUGGUAAUUAGAUUAGUCCUGUGAGCAACAGUUGCUUAUCUAAGAAUGUGUUUGACAGGCUGAGCCAUAAAUAAGGAGCUGUACGUGAAUAUAAGGAGAAAUCAAGACUUACCAAAUAAAACCUAAGCUCAUUUCCAUGUUCUGCUAGCUAAUAAAUGCUGUAGGGCCAUCCAUUUUCUCACUGUCUUUGCAUCAGUGCUCAUUUAUUUCAUGUAUCAUUUAAUUUUUUUAUCCCACAACCAGAGCUUGAUUCUAAAGCCCUUAUCCAAUAAAAAUAAAAUAAAAACAUCACCCUGG
This is a messenger RNA of Motacilla alba alba, 4623 nucleotides long. It is a transcript of the gene KCNG1, whose product is annotated as potassium voltage-gated channel modifier subfamily G member 1. The transcript has 4 exons. The coding region runs from base 766 to 2295 and encodes 509 amino acids. Gene Ontology annotation, molecular function: delayed rectifier potassium channel activity. NCBI's taxonomy places the organism in Eukaryota, Metazoa, Chordata, Aves, Passeriformes, Motacillidae. Gene Ontology annotation, cellular component: voltage-gated potassium channel complex; membrane. The record is from RefSeq and is a predicted model, not a curated record. Gene Ontology annotation, biological process: regulation of delayed rectifier potassium channel activity; potassium ion transmembrane transport; protein homooligomerization.